GACUGCAGACAACCGUCUGUUUCGAUCCAUAUUCAAAACCCUAUUUUCAUUUUCCCUUCACUAACCCUAAUCUCUCUCUCUCUUCACUCACACUCGAAAAUGCGUGAGAUCCUUCACAUCCAGGGCGGCCAAUGCGGUAACCAGAUCGGAGCCAAGUUCUGGGAGGUCGUAUGCGCCGAGCACGGUAUCGAUGUAACUGGUAAGUACACCGGAGACUCUGAACUCCAGCUCGAGAGGAUCAAUGUUUAUUACAACGAGGCCAGCGGCGGAAGGUUUGUCCCACGCGCGGUGCUCAUGGAUCUGGAGCCAGGUACGAUGGACAGUCUCAGAUCUGGUGCCUACGGACAGAUCUUCAGGCCUGAUAAUUUCGUAUUUGGUCAGAGUGGUGCCGGUAAUAACUGGGCCAAAGGACACUAUACCGAAGGCGCUGAGUUGAUCGACUCUGUUCUCGAUGUUGUUAGGAAGGAGGCUGAGAACUGUGAUUGCUUGCAAGGUUUUCAGGUGUGCCAUUCUCUAGGAGGUGGGACAGGGUCUGGGAUGGGGACGCUUUUGAUUUCAAAGAUCAGGGAAGAAUAUCCAGACAGAAUGAUGAUGACUUUCUCUGUAUUUCCCUCUCCUAAGGUUUCUGAUACCGUUGUGGAACCUUACAAUGCCACCUUAUCUGUCCACCAGCUUGUGGAAAAUGCAGAUGAAUGUAUGGUUCUUGACAAUGAAGCAUUGUAUGAUAUUUGCUUUAGGACACUCAAGCUGACAACCCCAAGCUUUGGUGAUCUUAACCAUCUCAUUUCUGCAACCAUGUCCGGAGUUACGUGCUGCCUGAGGUUUCCAGGACAGCUCAACUCCGAUCUAAGGAAACUUGCUGUAAAUCUCAUCCCAUUCCCACGUCUUCACUUCUUCAUGGUUGGUUUUGCUCCUCUCACCUCUCGUGGGUCCCAACAAUACCGUGCUCUCACCGUUCCAGAGCUGACCCAGCAAAUGUGGGAUGCCAAGAAUAUGAUGUGUGCUGCCGACCCCCGACACGGGCGUUACCUGACUGCAUCUGCCAUCUACCGUGGAAAGAUGAGCACCAAGGAAGUCGAUGAACAAAUGCUAAAUGUGCAAAACAAGAACUCAUCUUACUUUGUGGAGUGGAUCCCCAACAAUGUGAAAUCAACUGUGUGUGAUAUCCCACCAACUGGUCUAAAGAUGGCAUCCACUUUCAUUGGUAACUCUACAUCCAUCCAAGAAAUGUUCAGGCGUGUUAGCGAGCAGUUUACUGCCAUGUUCAGGAGGAAGGCUUUCUUGCAUUGGUACACUGGUGAGGGAAUGGAUGAGAUGGAGUUCACCGAGGCUGAGAGCAACAUGAAUGAUUUGGUGUCGGAAUAUCAACAGUAUCAAGAUGCCACUGCUGAUGAGGAGGGAGAGUACGAGGAGGAGGAAGAGGAGGGAGAGUAUGAAGGCUGAAGACAAUGGAACUUGUGAGGACUCUAUUAUGCUUAUUUUAGUUGUACGUGUGCUUAUCCGUGGUUGUAAUCUUCUCGACUACCAUUCUAUCGAAUACACUAGGGGGACGAAAACCGGAUAGUUUGUGAAAGUCUUACAAGAAAGCAAUGUUUUUUGCUAAAGAAGUAUGGGUGUAAUUGUGUCUGGAUUAUAACUAGUACUGGUUUUUUAUUUUGUGCCUGCCUAUUUCUGGCUGAAUUUUGUUUCCUGAAAACGUAAUUUGCAUAUUUGCUUCUAAAUUCU
This is a messenger RNA of Cynara cardunculus var. scolymus (artichoke), 1725 nucleotides long. RefSeq names its product tubulin beta-2 chain-like. Gene Ontology annotation, biological process: mitotic cell cycle; microtubule cytoskeleton organization. Gene Ontology annotation, cellular component: microtubule; cytoplasm. The record is from RefSeq and is a predicted model, not a curated record. Gene Ontology annotation, molecular function: GTP binding; structural constituent of cytoskeleton; GTPase activity. The coding region runs from base 100 to 1443 and encodes 447 amino acids. The transcript has 3 exons. Lineage: Eukaryota; Viridiplantae; Streptophyta; Magnoliopsida; Asterales; Asteraceae.